CCCUUUACAAGCAUGGACUUUGAUGCAUAUUAUGAUUGUUUUUAUUUCAUAUAAAUUGUAUUUAUUUCAUAUAAAUAUAUAUAAUUGUUUGUAUUUCCUGAGGGGUCUCCUGUGUGUAUUUGGGCCCGAAAAGACCACUUUCUUUUAUACGCACUCGUGCAAUCAUUGUAGUCCUCUCCUGCAUGCUUCAGAGAACCAGUAGGCCUAUGCAAUAGAGCAUUAUUACAAAAACGACAUGGUGGCCAAUUGAAUGUAUAAUUGCAACAUUACAGAUUUUUUUACACACUUAUUUAAUGAGUUUCAAAAUAAGUAUCCUAAUUUUGAUGUUUUUACAAACAUUAUUUUUCUGAAGGAAGUGAUGUCCAUGUUCUCGCACAUUUGAAUGUGAACAGAUUGUUUUGUAAAGCAGGUGGACUGGGGAGAUUCAGUAUUGUUCAACAGUCGAGGGAAACUGAUAGGCUGAUUGUGAAGAAGGUGGAUUAUAUGGUGUUAUUCGGGCAUGUGAUUAAUUGUAAUGCACAAACGAACUAAGAAACUGGACAUAAUAGUAUCUGCGGAUGAAAGGUUUUUGGGUUUCAAGGUCUACACUGCUCAGUGCAAAGAAUACUGUCCGAAGAUGCUCUUUUUUUUCUCUGGCCCCAGUGCCUGUAGGGAUGGGCGUUGGCAGUUGAAUCGAAUAAAGGAGUACAUCGAGUUUUUUGUUUUUGUUCAGUUUUAUUUUGUUAAUUGUUUGGCCAGAUAUACAGCCAAAACAGUAGGUGGCGGCAUGCACCAAUAUAAUUUGUUUUUGCUGACCGCCAUAAUAUCAAAGAAGAAGUCCCCGUACAGCAAUACACCAAUUGGUGGGAUGCCAUAGAACUUUCAAGAACAAGGAAGCUUUCUAAACAAGCGACGAUAAGCCUGCUGUUAAUCGACCCGAUAUGACUGCUAUCAGACCAUUCGAGAUGGAGCGUCCAAGACACCGUCCGUUUCUGAUUGGUGUUAGCGGAGGAACUGCCAGUGGCAAGUCUACCGUAUGUGCCAAAAUCAUGGAGUUACUGGGCCAGAACAAGGUGGACCAUCAUCAGAGGAAAGUUGCUAUCGUCAGCCAAGACAGUUUCUACAGAGUCUUGACACUUGACCAGAAGGCCAAGGCACUCAAGGGCCAGUACAACUUUGACCACCCAGACGCUUUUGACAACGAGUUGAUGUACCAAACCCUGAAGGAUAUUGUGGAGGGGAGUGUGGUGGAGGUGCCGACAUAUGACUUUGUCACGCAUUCCAGGCUGCCGGACAGGAUCAUGGUGUACCCGGCUGACGUGGUUCUGUUUGAGGGCAUUCUGGUAUUCUACUCUCAGGAAGUGAGGGACAUGUUUCACAUGAAGCUCUUUGUGGACACUGACUCUGAUGUCAGGCUUUCCCACAGAGUUCUGCGGGACAUGAAGAGGGACAGAGACCUGGAGCAGAUCCUUAACCAGUACACUACGUUUGUCAAGCCAGCCUUCGAGGAGUUCUGUUUACCUACCAAGAAAUAUGCAGAUGUAAUUAUUCCUAGAGGAGUUGACAACAUGGUGGCCAUCAACCUCAUCGUGCAGCACAUCCUGAAUGAGGACCUCUGUAAGUGGCAGCAUGGAGGAGUGGUGAACGGGCACAGCCGUGGUUUCAAGCGGGCCUUCUCGGAGCAGGGGGACCUGGACAACGCCACAACCAACCUUCCCCUAGGGAAGAGGGUCCUACUGGAGCCGAGCAGUCGCCCCCACUGAGGCAGCCAUCUCUGUGUGUGUGUUUACUCUGACUGACAGUCUACUUCUAUAUACACUUUCCUAAUAUUGAGUUGCACCCCCUUUUGCCAUCAGAACAGCCUCAAUUCGUUGGAGCAUGGGCUCUACAAGGUGUUGUAAGCAUUCCACAGGGAUGCUGGCCCAUGUUGACUCCAAUGCUUCCCACAGUUGUGCCAAGUUGGCUG
This is a messenger RNA of Oncorhynchus mykiss (rainbow trout), 1945 nucleotides long. It is a transcript of the gene uck1, whose product is annotated as uridine-cytidine kinase 1. Lineage: Eukaryota; Metazoa; Chordata; Actinopteri; Salmoniformes; Salmonidae. The record is from RefSeq and is a predicted model, not a curated record. Gene Ontology annotation, molecular function: ATP binding; kinase activity.